This is a messenger RNA of Myzus persicae (green peach aphid), 1549 nucleotides long. RefSeq lists its product as uncharacterized. The record is from RefSeq and is a predicted model, not a curated record. Lineage: Eukaryota; Metazoa; Arthropoda; Insecta; Hemiptera; Aphididae. The transcript has 5 exons. Bases 188 to 1072 code for a protein of 294 amino acids.
CGUUAUUAUCAUAGUGACAACAUAGUCUAUGGUUAUUAUAAUUUAUAGGUACCUCUGCGCCAGGCCGAUAAUCAAUUCAGUAUUUUUCCUUUUGUUAUCCGUAUAGGCACGCACAACAUACUCUUUUUGUACAAAAGUAGUUUGAAAAAUUUAUCAUUAUUUUUGUUAUUUUUUUCACUCAUCUAGUAUGCCUCUUAAGUGUUUUGUGCCCGGGUGCAGCUCAGGUACACCCAAACAAAAUAAAAUAUAUCAAGAGCAAGGUAUGAAACGGCCUUCGGUAUUUCAUCCUCCCGAGAAAAUGAUUGAUACUUGGAAUUUAAAAAUUUCACGAGCUGAUAGAUCGUUAACCAAAAAAGAUGGAGUAUGUGAACUGCAUUUUGUUUCUGAAGAUAUUAUUUCAUGUAGAGUUUUUGAAGAUACAGCAGGAAAUGAAAUGAAAUAUGAGCUUAAGAAGGUUAUUUUAAACCCAACUGCUAUACCUUGUAUUUUCCCUAAUUUACCUUCUUGUUUCAACAAAAGUAGUAAAAAACGAAGAACUUCAACAGAAAGGUCAACAAGUCCACAAAAUGUUAAGAAGAAUAAACCCAGUGACAUAAAUGCUGUGAAUGAAACGAUUGUUAGCCCUCAAUUAGCCACUGAAGUAACAGAUAAUUAUACAAUUGAAUCAUUAAGGUAUAAUGUCCAUACUGAUGCGAAUAAUAUUAAACUACCAGGUGCAAUGUGGGGGCUGCAUACUGAUUAUUCAGAAAAAACACUUUUUACUCAUAUCAAAGACAUUUCUAAUGAUAAAUGUGUUAUGUUUACUACCCCCAAUGUAGCUAAGGUAUAUAUAAGAGAGAAAGAAACUCAAAUUGAAGAAUAUAUUGAAAAACGUGAUGAUAUUGAAAACCUAUUGAGUAAAAUUGAUUUGUUAAACAUUUGUCCUGGUAUUAAUUCGACAAAAACAAAUCAAUGGUCUUCAAAAUGUAUGCUAUAUGUGGAAGAUGAAUGUGUUCGAUGUAAAUACUGUCAAAAUCUUGGUGAAUACAUGAAUAGAAACAAAAGCCAACAGAAACCAAAAUUAAAAAUAUAAUUUAAAUAUAAAUAAGUUGUGCAAACAAGAAGACUUUCUAAUAAGCUCAUAUAUCAGGUACCUAUAUUUGAUGAAAAUGAAGAUCAAUCAUUUCAAACAAAAAUUUAAAAGAGAAGAAAAUGGGUCGAAUUACUAAAGGUGAACCUCAGAUACAACAAGAUUCAAUACAAAUAUUGUGUCUUGUCUUCUCGGAUAAGCCAUUUUGGGGAUCAUGGAUACAAGCCAUUGGUGCUUUUUUGAGCAGAGUUGCAGCUCCAAACAAUGUUUUGCAAAAAUGUAUACAGUUAAACCUACGUUGUUGUCUAUUUGAAAAUUCUGGGUUCCAACUUUCGAAGUACAUAAUAUAGAAACGAUGGUCCAUGUAAUAGAGGUAUAUGGAAUACAUUUGGUGUAACUAUUUCACAUUUCAGCCGUCAACAUCCUGUACAAUAUUAUCAAGACAUGUGGACCAGAGUAAUGAAAAACAGAAUGUUUCAG